Messenger RNA from Micropterus salmoides (largemouth bass), 2792 nucleotides. RefSeq lists its product as uncharacterized. Lineage: Eukaryota; Metazoa; Chordata; Actinopteri; Centrarchiformes; Centrarchidae. The transcript has 15 exons. The record is from RefSeq and is a predicted model, not a curated record. The coding region runs from base 1 to 2508 and encodes 835 amino acids.
AUGGGAAAAACAAUUAAGACCACACGUUCCAGGAGCGUGAAGAUUAAGGUGGUGAGGAGGUGUAUCGUUGGCCCUGCAAAGGUUUCUUACCUUAGUCAAGGUCUUCCCCAGCCCAACUCCAAACAGACCGACCCGACUAUUACAUCUCAACAGGCUGAACCCGAUGAUGUGGCACCGAGCUGUAGUUCUUGUUCUGAGAGUGCAUACAGUAAGGCAAAGAAGAGAGAGCUACAUGCCUGGGAUGCAGUCAAGGAUGACAUGCUUAAGGUGUCAUUUGAAUGUUCAGCACCAAUCGCUACCCAGUGUGUUGUCUGUCUAGAACAUGCUGAUUACAGGUGCAUUGAGUGCAGCAGCACUGCAGUGUUUUGUGAGGGUUGUCUGAAGAGGACUCACAGAAAUUCACUGCAUCUUUCUGAUAAGUGGAAUAAUGUCUACUAUGAGCCAUCCUCCCUGGGGUUAUUCCUAUAUUUACCUGAAGGCCAUAGCACCCAUGCUGUGUACACAAAGGACAUGAAGGUCAUUGUCAGCACAGGACGGCUCUGCACCGUCACAGUCAAUAUGUGUGCAUGUGAACCAGAAACCUGUACUUUGCUCAGGUAUGGUCUCUGGCCGGCAACAGCCGACAAGCCCCACACAGCCUUCUCCAUACCUCUGCUAGAGCUUUUUGUUUGUCUGUCACUGGAGUGUCAGGUUUCUGUUGAGGGUUUUUGCAACACCCUGCGCUGGAAAAACAACCUCACACUUGCAGAGGUUAACACACUCUACAGAGCCCUGGUGGGAGAAUCCAUAUCCCAUUUUAGGCAUCACCACUUCCGACAAAGAAGUUUGGUAGAUAUUUGCCCACAAUUAGAUGAUGGGACCAUAUGCCCAGCAUGCCCAAAGGCGGAUGGGGAUAUGAUUGUUACAUUGGAUGCCAACUUUGGCCUUGUGAGGAAGCACAGCUCAGGUACAAGUGCGGUUGAGCCAUUACACGGAACCCGCAUGUUUGUUAAUGAAAAGGAUGUAGAGGAAUACCUGCUAUCACAUCUUGACAGCUCAAAGCCUCACGAGGACUGCAGUAACUUCAAGGCUGGCAACGUGCUGAGGUCACAAAAACAAGCAAAUAAACUUGAUGUUACAGGAGUGUUUGGAGCCUCUUGUCGUCAUGAAAUGCCCCUAAUGUUUGUCAACAUGAGCCAAGGAGAACGAUUAGCCUAUCCCCUGUAUGUCAUCGAUGAGCUACUUCGAAGAUGUGAGGACAAGAACAUACACCUGCGAGUAGUCUAUGACAUUGCCUGUGUUGUUGCCUCACAUUUGCAUAUCAAGUACAGCACUAGGCGGCUCGAUGGGUUUGGACUCACAGACGGGGAAGGAAUGGAAAGGCUGUGGUCUUUUCUCCGAAGAUUUGCCAGAGUCACAAAGGAGAUGACUCCAUCUCACCGCCUCGAUCUGUUGACUGAUGCCCUUUUGCAUUAUGGACGGAGGAAAUCAACUGACCUAGAGAUGCAGCUCCUGCAAAGACUAGACAGAGCAGAGAAAAUAUCAAUUCUCGCUCAAGAAGACAUCUCAUCUGUCAUCAGAGACGCACCAGUGUUGGUUUCUGAGGGAGACAUGGAGAAAUGGAAGAAAAGAGAGAUGGAGCUAGCCCAUCAGAAACAGAGACCAAUAAACACUGUCUGUAAAUGGAAAAGGGACUACAUCAUCCAGCUGAUUCAGUUCUACAAGUUCAAAUCUGGGACUCGUGAGUCGUACAUGGAGUGUGAAACAGAAAUUGAGGACUCUCUGCUGAACAUAGAGAAAAAACACCGGAUUGGGAGAAGAUGGCAAGAAUCUGACUCAGACUUCCAGUCUACCCUUAAAGAUGUUGACUGUGAGCUCAGAGGACAACUAAUCUUCAAAGCUAGAACCGAAUCAAGGGAGAGAACAGUCCUCCUCCAUCUGAAAAGAAAAUAUCCAGAUGGGCAGGGCAUUGCCAUUAGACUUUCCAAGCAGAUUGCCAGCUCCAACAAGAGACUGAGACAGGCAAUAAAAGAAUACAACUGCAUUCAGUGGCCACCACAGAUGAGCAUCUUCCCUACAAUAAUUGAUUUUCAGGAAGCAUGUGAUCCCUCUUGGCAAGUCUACUUCUGCUUUGAUGACACUAUUGAAGAAGAUAAUGUUUCGAGGACUCUAAAAAGGCGAGGGAUUGAUGCCUUACAUAUGAAGACUCGGGCAGCUGAGGAAAAGCGCAUGCUUUAUCAGGAAAUGAGAACUGUAAUUGAACACCUCCAUCAGCAGCAUGCCUUUCUGUGCUCUGCCAUCAAAGACACAGAUCAGCCUGGUGCAAAAGCUGCGCUCACCCAACGUCUCCAUCAGCUGGAAAGAAAACGAUAUCAAGCCACUGUGAUGUUUCACCCACAUGUACCAGACAUUGUUCCUGUAGACAACUCCUACUUGUGUCAGGCCCUCCCCAUGUCAAGCAUACAGACACUAGUAUACAAUGAUGAUGGUGAUAAUGAGGAUGACACUGAGGAUGACCAUGAUAACUAGGAAUGUAAUCACUGGUAUGACAGGACAGGGCCUGUAUUUACAAAGUUCACAAAGACGUGUUGUUUUAAUAGGUCUGAUCUAUUUUAAAGCUUAGGUACUAUAUUUAAGCACAUAUUGCCACUAGUAUAUGAGUACAAAAUUGUGUGUUUACCAUAUUGUGAUAUUACUUAUUUAUUGUAAUGUACAAAUGUGGUUAUGUGUGAGAGCUUUGUUUUCUUUUUAGUGAGCUCACCAAACCAAAUCCCCUUCAACUGAGUUGAAAUGACAAUAAAGUAUGGAAUCUU